Messenger RNA from Sardina pilchardus (European sardine), 2348 nucleotides. It is a transcript of the gene btbd9, whose product is annotated as BTB (POZ) domain containing 9. Gene Ontology annotation, biological process: modulation of chemical synaptic transmission; adult locomotory behavior; circadian behavior. Lineage: Eukaryota; Metazoa; Chordata; Actinopteri; Clupeiformes; Clupeidae. Gene Ontology annotation, molecular function: protein binding. The transcript has 12 exons. Bases 282 to 2207 code for a protein of 641 amino acids. Gene Ontology annotation, cellular component: cytoplasm. The record is from RefSeq and is a predicted model, not a curated record.
AUAAUUCCAAUCGGCCGGAAACAACAGGCUACUCCGAGCAGCUCCUUCGUCCCUUAGCUACCGGCCGUUUAUAAUCAAUGUUUUGACUCAAUUAUACGCGUUAACGUCGGUGUGGAGUCUUAAUAAACCCGCCAGUUGCAUAGAAAAUCAAUACAAACAUUUGGACAUUGGAAGUAUUACGUCAUUGGAUAACAUUAGACUUGGGCAUAAGGACACUAAGUGGCUAGCUAGCGAGCUAGCCAUUUCAUCUCUGACAAAUUUAUAGAUAUGGACAACUGUGUAUGUGUACACAUAUACACAGCAUGAGUACUAUAGGGACAAUGCAGUCAGUAUGCCCAAUUCAUUCUGAUGAUACUGCAAAUGGAAGAUGUGACGACCCCAUUCUAGUGGAGACCAUGAGCAACAGCCACCCUCUGCGGCCGCACAGCUCGGCGGCUCAGAUCGACCACAUGCACCUCCUCUCCGAGCAGCUCGGGGCGCUUUUGCCGGGGGAGGAGUACAGCGACGUCACGCUGGUGGUGGAGGAGAAGCGCUUCCCUGCCCACAGGGUCAUCCUGGCAGCUCGAUGCCAUUACUUCAGAGCCCUGUUGUACGGCGGGAUGCGCGAGUCCCAGCCGCAGGCGGAGGUGCGCCUGGAGGAGACGCACGCGGAGGCCUUCUCCAUGCUGCUGCACUACCUGUACACGGGCCGGGCCAACCUGGCGGAGGCGCGCGAGGAGACGCUGCUGGACUUCCUGGGCCUGGCGCACCGCUACGGCCUGCAGCCGCUGGAGGCGUCCAUCUGCGAGUUCCUGCGCACGCUGCUGAGCACGCGCAACGUGUGCCUGGUGUUCGACGUGGCCAGCCUCUACUGCCUGAGCAGCCUGGCCGAGGCCUGCUGCGCCUACAUGGACCGGCACGCCCCCGACGUCCUAGAGUCCGAGGGCUUCCUGUCCCUCUCCAAGACCGCCCUGCUGACGGUGGUGCGCAGGGACUCGUUCGCGGCGAGCGAGCGGGAGAUCUUCCAGGCCCUCUGCCGCUGGUGCCGGCACAACGGCGAGGGCGCCGAGUGCCAGGAGGUGAUGUCGGCCGUGCGUCUGCCGCUCAUGAGCCUGUCGGAAAUGCUGAACGUGGUGCGCCCCUCCGGCCUGCUCAGCCCCGACGACCUGCUUGACGCCAUCCAGACGCGCUCGGAGAGCCGCGACAUGGACCUCAACUACAGGGGCAUGCUGAUUCCAGAGGAGAACAUUGCAACCAUGAAGCACGGCGCCGUGGUGGUGAAGGGCGAGCUGAAGUCCGCCCUGCUGGACGGUGACACGCAGAACUACGACCUGGACCACGGCUUCUCGCGGCACCCCAUCGAGGAGGACGGCCGGGCCACGGGCAUCCUGGUGCGGCUGGGCCAACCCUCCAUCGUCAACCACGUGCGCCUGCUGCUUUGGGACAGAGAUAGCCGGUCCUACUCGUACUAUCUAGAAGUGUCGAUGGACGAGCUGGACUGGGUCCGCGUCGUGGAUCACGCAAAGUUCCUCUGCCGCUCAUGGCAGAACCUCUACUUUCCAGCACGGGUCUGCAGGUACAUCCGUGUAGUUGGAACUCACAACACAGUCAACAAGGUCUUCCACCUAGUGGCUCUGGAGUGCAUGUACACCAGUCGACCCUUCACUCUGGAGAGAGGACUGCUCGUGCCCACGGAAAACGUCGCCACGGUGAUGGCAUGUGCCAGCGUGGUCGAGGGCGUGAGUCGGAGCCGGAACGCGUUACUGAACGGGGACACCAGCCACUACGACUGGGACUCGGGCUACACCUGCCACCAGCUGGGCUCUGGAGCCAUCGUCAUCCAGCUGGCACAGCCUUACAUGAUCAGCUCCAUGCGGUUGUUGUUGUGGGACUGUGAUGAUCGUAGUUACAGCUACUAUGUGGAGGUUUCAACCAAUCAGCAACAGUGGACCAGGGUGGUAGACCGCACCAAAGUAGCUUGCAGAUCAUGGCAGACGCUACUUUUUGAUGGGCAGGCUGCUUCGUUCAUUCGUAUUGUCGGCACCCACAACACUGCCAAUGAGGUCUUCCACUGUGUCCAUUUCGAGUGUCCCGCCCAGGUGGAAACGGAGGUGAAGGAGAACCCUCCGGGAUCUGACCAGAGCGGCCCUGAGCCCAGCUCCCAGCAUGCUCCUCUGUCCCGCACCCAGAGGCCUUCGCCCUCUCCCUCCUCCUCCUCCCACUCUUAGACUGACUUGAUGUUUAUCAUGAACAACAACCCCCCCACACCCUCUGAGAUGCUUCUUAUUAUGCUUAUGAUGUGCUGCUAAAAAAAAGAGAUGAAUCUAUGUAGGCUAUAUUUAUAAUAAAACUGUGGUGAAUGGUGAAAA